AAAAUCGAUGUACUUCGAAAUGCAAACAUUCCAUGAUUUACAUAAUAAUUGAUUAAUUAGAGAUAUAAUAAUUUAGAACGUUCGAUUUACCAAUAUGUCACGGAAAGCAAAUAUCACGAAAUUUUAAAUAUAACUAAUUACGCUUCCUUGAAUAAUUACUAUAAAAUCCUGUUAUAUACUAUAAUAUUCUUGAAAUAGGAUCUUAUUAUUAUUACAAUGUUUUUACUCUACGUGUUGAAUGUAACUUCGUGAAGUCGGUUUGAUUACGAGAUAAGAUAUGUAAUCGUAAAUUGGUCUACGUCACGACGCGCCUGUGGAACGAAUCGUUUGCGUCCUCACGUACUUAUUGCUGACGCUAACGAACGGUGUCGGUGUGCACAGGUGAAACAUUCGUGGAAUUUAAUAUUGUGCAGCAAUUGUGUACAUAAAAAUGUCAGUAUUAGAGGCACCGCCGGACGUGUCGCUUCCUUGGAUCAUAUUCCACGAUAACAGACACUGAACAUUUUAUCUAAUCAUAAUUCUGAGUAGAACCGACUACGAACUAUGAUGUGCUGUAGUUCAUUUAAAAUGUUAUUACUAUCAGUGUUUAAAUUCACGAUGAAUAGUUGACGUUGUCUACGAGCAUCGUGAUUGUACAUCGUUUUCAAUUAAAAUUUCCAAACUGGACACUCUUCUCUGUUAAAAGCACGUUCAAGUUUCUCGACGAGUUUAUUGAUAACUUAAUUGAUCAAUCGAACUUAUUACUACUUGACGUUUUUAAUGUCAGUUUGGAAUACGUCAUUAUUCCAUGCAUACCUGAAAAUCAGUGAUAUAACGUGAAAACAGAUUAACUCGUCUUGAGGUAUAUUUGAGUCGUCAACGAUAGAUACUGUAUUAAAUUAUAAAAGAUGUUGACGCAAGCUAUGUAAAGGAACAGAGCAAUAGGAAAGAUAUUUACUUACAUAGGGAAUGCUAUGUAUUAAGGAUGAUCAGGAUAAGUCUCAGUUUGUGUAUAUUCCCACCAAUGAUUCAUAGUGAUUUGCAAAUGCUGAGAAAGAAGAAUAAAAUUGUUAUGUCUAGCAUAAGACUUAUCCCUUAGUCAAAUCAAAGUGGUAGAGUUUUAUUUUAUAUAAUGGCUCUGCAGAGGAUGACAAGCAUUGCUGGUAUCAGAACUACUAAACAUUUUAUACUGGCUCUUUCCGCUGGGAUAAUCAUUGGAUUUCUCGUAGCAUGUUUUGUGAUAGGAACUACCAGGCACACACCGUACAUAUCUAACUGGUUUUCGAACAGUUUUGCAAUGUCGAGGGAUCCGCAUCAUUACUCGGAAUUAGAGUCAGAGAUAGGUCCUGAAACAGAGGUGAAAUUCCAUGAGAACGAUGAGGAUUUUCAUAAAGGGGAGGACAAAGUUGCUCAAGAGCUCGCGAAGAAAGUACGGGUCCUUUGCUGGAUCAUGACGGGUCCAAAGAAUCAUCAAACCAAAGCGCAACAUGUAAAGGCCACCUGGGGGAAACGUUGCAACAUUCUUUUAUUCAUGAGCUCUGCUAAAGAUGCCAAUUUACCUGUCGUCGUUUUACCAGUGGACGAAGGGCGAGAUAAUUUGUGGGCGAAAACCAAAGAAGCUUUCAGAUAUGCUUACGAGAAAUACAAGGACGAAGCCGACUGGUUUAUGAAGGCUGACGAUGAUACAUAUGUGGUGGUAGAAAAUCUACGGUAUAUGCUGUCGUCUUACGACUCUAGUUCACCGUUAUACUUCGGCUGUAGAUUCAAGCCGUUUGUGAAACAGGGGUACAUGAGCGGCGGCGCGGGAUAUGUACUUAGCAAAGAGGCUUUACGGAAAUUCGUGGAGGAGGGCCUGCCCGACAAGAGCAAAUGCCGCUCGGACAGCGGUGGCUCGGAGGACGUGGAGAUGGGCAAGUGCCUGGAGAAGGUGAACGUGAAAGCGAUGGACACGCGGGAUCCGCACGGUCGCGGCCGAUUCUUCCCCUUCGUACCGGAGCAUCAUCUGAUCCCGAAUCACGUUGACAAGAAUUUCUGGUACUGGAAGUACAUUUACUACGAUACCAAAGAUGGUCUCAAUUGUUGUUCAGACACUGCGAUCUCGUUUCAUUAUGUGUCGCCUAACAUGAUGUACGUUCUCGAGUACCUAAUUUAUCACUUAAGACCGUUCGGCAUCACGCACGGCAUUGAUAAGCUUACCGCGGAUCAGUCAGUCACCGCAGCCACUGGAUACUAGUCUGUUAAUCUUUAAUACGGAGUGUCAUAAACGAUCCGUAAUUCGGUUCUCUAGGAGUUCCUGCGAAAUUCGGUAAUUUCGAUAGACUGAAUGGAGUUUUCAUGUAUUUUGCAAUAUUGAAAUUGGAAACAAAAUCAAAAUCUAUUAAAACAGAGUUUUUUAAAAAUUGUUCUACUUAUGAAA
Ceratina calcarata is the source of this 2395-nucleotide messenger RNA. RefSeq names its product Glycoprotein-N-acetylgalactosamine 3-beta-galactosyltransferase 1 (gene C1GalTA). The record is from RefSeq and is a predicted model, not a curated record. The transcript has 8 exons. The coding region runs from base 1112 to 2212 and encodes 366 amino acids. Lineage: Eukaryota; Metazoa; Arthropoda; Insecta; Hymenoptera; Apidae. Gene Ontology annotation, molecular function: N-acetylgalactosaminide beta-1,3-galactosyltransferase activity. Gene Ontology annotation, cellular component: membrane.